AUUUUUUUUGUUUGGAAAAUAUAUAUUCAGUUUUGGAGUUUAUUUUGCGUCUUAAAUAAACAUUAUCUAUUGUAUUAUAUAUUUCGGGAGAAGUCAUAAAAUGUUUACUACAAAAGGUAUUGCUUCUUCAGUGAAUCGGCUGAGUGCAAUAAAUUCAUUAAGCUUCAGAAAAGAAAUCAAUGGUGUUUAUACCCAUACUGGAUUAAGGCAAUUGCAUACAACUAUUGUUUGUCCGAAUAAUGCACGAGUUGCUACAUUGCCGUUACCCAACAACAUCGAUCCAGCUGAGUCUACGCGUUUUUCACCAAAUCGUACUCGGGAUAUAAAUGGUCCUGUGAUUCUUUCACAACAAGCUCAAUCGGUUUUAUCCAAGAUAGACAUAACGGCAGACAACUCAGCUGCAACAACAAACAACACUUUGAGGGACAAUUAUGGUCAGCAAGAUCCUCACAUACAAUCUUAUGACUGCUUCGGCGCAGUGAGUCUCAACGCAGUUAUGCAAAGCAAUGUGCCCAAUCCAUAUGGUGGGAUGCACAAGUUCUCGCAUUUAAAUAUGCCUGGAGGGCAGUGGUCUCAAGAGGGUAAAUUCAUGUCGCAUAACUUGCACAGCUCCCAUUAUACUAAUUUGCGCAAGGAUGUGCGUUCUAACUGGAUGACAUAUGACCAAGAUUAUAAUAUUAAUAAAAAAGAGUACGCAGCUACAGCAACAAACACACUUUUAAAAAAUAAUAUAAUGCCAAGUUUGGAAAAACGUCAUUAUUGUACAAAAGUCGAAGGAGAUAAACAACCUACAGUUCUAAGCAAAAAGGAGCAGCUUAAAAAGGCGUUCAAAGACUAUGGAUCCACAGUAAUAAUAUUUCAUGUGACUAUAUCAUUGGCAUCGCUGGGAGCUUGUUAUUUACUAGUUUCUGGAGGAAUAGAUAUUGUGCCAAUUUUAGAACGCCUUGGCUUAGCAUCAACAGCGCUUUCGAAUAAAAUUACGACUGGUGCCAGCACUUUUGUUAUUGCAUAUGCCAUACACAAAGUAUUUGCGCCGGUACGAAUAAGCAUUACAUUGGGCGCCACCCCAUUUAUAGUACGAUUUAUGAGAUCCAAGGGUUAUAUGAAGCCUCCAAAAAAAUAAAUUGUAAUCAUAUAUAUUUUAACGACUAACAAUGAACAUUUCACUAACAUUAUGCUAAAAGCAUACAUUUAUAUACUCUAUGUAUAUGUAAAAUAUAUGAAAAUAUUGUAGAUAGGUAUAUCAUUUUAAAUGCAUUAAAUUAAACACAAAUUGCCUUAA
Anastrepha ludens (Mexican fruit fly) is the source of this 1282-nucleotide messenger RNA. RefSeq lists its product as uncharacterized. Bases 101 to 1123 code for a protein of 340 amino acids. Gene Ontology annotation, cellular component: mitochondrion. The transcript is spliced from 4 exons. The record is from RefSeq and is a predicted model, not a curated record. NCBI's taxonomy places the organism in Eukaryota, Metazoa, Arthropoda, Insecta, Diptera, Tephritidae.